UCUACGAUGACCCAUGAGAUGAGCCCAGGUUUUUCACAUGCAUCUCUCCUUCUCUCUGUUCCUCUCUCCUCCUUCUCCUCCAGGCGCCAUUUCUUCCUUUACAUUUUCUCUCUCUAGAUUUCUCUCUCUCUGUCUCACUCUCUCUCUCUGAGAUUCCAUAAUUAGGGCUAAUAUCUCCAUCACCAUAACCAUUUCUAGGGUUUUUCCAACACUUCAAAUCCCUAACAUAAUAAUUUUAUUCACCUCUAUCAAUAUCUAUAUAGAUACAGACAUAGAUAUAGAACUAGAUUUAGAUUUAGAUUCUCCUUCGUUAUCUGAACUUUACCCAAUUUUCUAGGGUUCAAGUAUCAAGUUUUUUUUUUUUUUUUUUUUGCUUUCUUGAUCGCCAUGGAUGAUUCGCCACAGCUUUUUCAAUUCGUACAAUCAGUGCUCAUAGGCGUAAUUUUCUCAUUCCUUCUCGCGAAGCUCAUCUCUGUAGUCGUCUCUUUCCGAGAAGAGAAUCUCAGUAUCGUUCGUGGUGACUCGGUUGAGAAGGAAUUGAAGCCCUCAUCGAGUGAAUCGAUCCCGAUUAUCGACGAUUCAGAGAAUUCUGGGGUUAGUGUUGUGGAACCAUUGGUUAUUGAACGGGCUAAUUUGGAUACAGUGAUUGAUGAUGAUGGUGGUGGUGGUGGUGGUGGUGGUGAUGAUGAUGCUGAUAGUGAUGAUGAUUGGGAAGGGGUUGAGAGUACUGAAUUAGAUGAGGAGUUUAGUGCUGCUACUGCAUUUGUGGCCGCUGUGGCGUCGGACCGGUUGUCGCAGAAAGUAUCUAAUGAUGUGCAAUUGCAGCUUUAUGGGCUAUAUAAGAUUGCUACCGAGGGACCGUGUAGUGUGCCGCAGCCAUCGGCCCUCAAAAUGACUGCUCGCGCAAAGUGGCAAGCAUGGCAAAAGUUGGGUGCUAUGCCCCCAGAGGAAGCAAUGGUGAAGUAUAUUGCAAUUGUUACUGCGUUAUAUCCUACUUGGGCUACUGGUUCAACUUCUAUAAAGGGUGGAGAGAGUAGUGAUGCAACGAGUGGAUAUAAUAAAGGACCAAUGGGACCUGUUUUUAGCACAUUUGUUUAUGAGGAAGAAUCUGGAAAUGAGUUAAAAAUGGAUGCUAUACAUGCCUUUGCCAGAGAAGGAGACUGGGAGAACUUGCUUAAAUGUAUUGAGAGUGGUGUUCCAGUGAAUUCGAAGGAUAGUGAGGGUCGGACUGCGUUGCACUGGGCUGUAGAUCGUGGCCAUCUGAACAUCACGGAAUUGCUUGCAAGCAAGAAUGCUGAUGUUAAUGCAAAGGACAAUGAAGGACAAAGCCCAUUGCAUUAUGCUGCUGUUUGUGAGAGAGAAGCAAUCGCGGAGUUCCUUGUGAAGCAAAAUGCUGAGAUAAAUCUAAAAGACAAUGACGGUAACGCCCCUUUUGAUCUCUGUGACAUGAAGUGGCCUUUGUUGCAACAUCCAGUAGCCUGACUGACUGACUUGUGAUUGAUUCUGUUUUUCAAUUCCCAAACUAUGGAUUAGUUUGUUGUUUCUGUACAUCCUAUAUACAUUACCUCUCUAGCCUUUUCCAUCAUCUUUCAUGAUAACAUUGGCAUGGGGCUAUUAUGUUCUUUUCAGCCUCUUUCUAUUUUCUCAUGCUUUCUUAUGUUUGUUAUUUGUUAGAGGUGCUGGAUGAAUUCAGAAUGUGAAAUUGAUAUGUUUAAAGCCUUGAUAUGCUUCAAUUGUUUUUUCUAUUUAAGAUCUUUUAUUAA
Camellia sinensis is the source of this 1763-nucleotide messenger RNA. RefSeq names its product acyl-CoA binding protein 1 (gene ACBP1). Gene Ontology annotation, molecular function: fatty-acyl-CoA binding; protein binding. Lineage: Eukaryota; Viridiplantae; Streptophyta; Magnoliopsida; Ericales; Theaceae. The record is from RefSeq and is a predicted model, not a curated record.